Molecule: messenger RNA, 765 nt
Organism: Cuscuta europaea
Lineage: Eukaryota; Viridiplantae; Streptophyta; Magnoliopsida; Solanales; Convolvulaceae
Source: the annotation of a GenBank genome assembly
UGCCACACCCCAUCAGUCUAGUCACACCCGACCCCCACAAGCCCUGUCCCCGCCCCAUUAUCCUGAGAGAAAGAGGAAUGUGUCCUCUCAGAAUCAUUCUCAUCUUCCUCUCUGCGACUCUUUCCGGAUUCUUCGUGCUUCGCAACAACAAAUCUCCACCAAAUGCUGCCGAAAACAAAGGCGUUGAUAAUGAAUCUUCGGCCAAAGCUCCCACCAACUCAUCCUCUCCAUGUUCCGCACCUUCACGCUCCAAGGUAUCAGGUAUCAUUCGGGAAGGAUUUUGGACUUGGACGGUUGUUCCUUGGGAUAGGGGCGACGGCGGGCCAGCAAAGGUGGGCGAGCAGAGGUGGAUUAUGGACAAGAAGGAAGGAGAGGGAUUGGAGCGGCCGACGCCUCCAUCGCACUUCGUAGCCUCUGCUGGUCGCCAUCUUUGUCGCUCUCCAUUGCAUAAGAAAGGAGAGGGAUUGACCGAGAAUCGAUGGUCGCCAUCUUUGUAGCAAGGGUUGGUGCCAUCUUCGUCGCCGGCUUCUUGGGUAGCGCAUAUUCUGCAGAGGACGACGGGAGUAACAGGACUUCUUAGAAUGCUGCGCAGAAUUUUUUUAUUUUUAAGGUCACUUUUUUGUCAUCUAAAAACCAGUCAUAUUUUUGUCCAUUUAAAGUGUACAAGUAAUAUCCUUACCAUUAUUUCUAACUUAUAGGCAUUUCAUCGAGCAUCUUAUAUGCAAAGUUAACAUUUUAACAUCAUCUUGUGACUUCAAAUCUGAA